AUGAGCGAAUUACCAAUUGAGUUUACUGAGUUGGUGGAUUUAACUUCGAUAGGUAUAUCGCCCCAGUCAUUAGAUUUUAGGUCUGCAACUUUUGAAAGUGAUCGAUAUGUUACUGUGCGUGAGACGACUAACGGGGCAAAUUCGGUUGCAAUCGUUGAUCUAUUACAUGACAAUGAAGUUACAAGAAAAAGCAUGGGCGGAGACUCUGCUAUAAUGCAUCCUACGCAGAAGGUGAUCUCAGUGCGUGCCAAUGGUACCAUAGUGCAAAUGUUCAAUCUUGAUACAAAGGAGAAAUUGAAAUCAUUUCAAGUUGAUGAGCCCGUGAUCUUUUGGAAAUGGUUGAGUGAUGAAGUAUUGGGUAUUGUUACUACAAAUUCUCUAUUGUUAUGCAAUGCUUUUGACGGAGAGCCUUCUGCUGUUCCUGCGAGAUUGACUGCUAGGAAUGUGAAUUUGAAUAACACGCAAAUCAUUAAUUUUGUUGCAAAUAAGAGCAUGGACUGGUUUGCUGUGAUUGGUAUUAUCCAGGAAAACGGUCAUAUUGCUGGUAAAAUCCAGCUUUACUCUAAGGCUCGUAAUAUUUCACAGGCGAUCGAUGGCCAUGUUGCUGCAUUUAUCUCGUUGUUAUUAGAGGGUAACACGGAGCCUGUGCAAGUAUUUGUUACUGGUAACAGAAAUACAACUACAGGCGUGGGCGAGCUACGCAUUAUCGAGAUAGAUCAUAAUGCUCAGGCGAACCCUGUACAAUACCAAAAGAAAGCCGUGGACAUAUUCUUCCCUCCCGAUGCCACUAACGAUUUCCCAUUGUCAGUUCAGGUGUCAGAAAAGUACGGAAUCAUAUACAUUCUUACAAAGUAUGGUUUUAUCCAUUUAUAUGAACUUGAAACGGGUUCAAAUUUGUUUGUUAACCGUAUUACAGCAGAGUCAGUGUUCACCGCAACCCACUACAAUAACAGGAAUGGUAUUGCCUGUAUCAACAAAAAGGGACAAGUCUUGACUGUUGAAAUCGACAAGGAACAACUUGUUCCAUAUGUCUUGAAGAAGUUAUCCAAUGUAUCCUUAGCCCUAACCAUUGCCUCUCGAGGAAACUUGCCGGGCGCAGAUAAUUUAUUUGAAGAACAAUUCAAAAAAUUAAUAGAACAGGGCGAUUAUCAGAAUGCAGCAAGGGUUGCCGCUUCAUCAGAGAAAUUGAGGACCCAAUCAACCAUCAAUAAGUUGAAGCAUGUCCAGUCUAGUCCUGGUGCGAUUUCACCUAUUCUUUUGUAUUUCUCUACCUUAUUGGAUAAAGGAAAGUUGAAUAAAUACGAGACGAUAGAACUUGCAAAACCAGUUUUGCAGCAAGAUAGGAAGCAGCUUUUUGAAAAGUGGUUGAAGGAAGAUAAACUAGAAUGCUCAGAGGAGUUAGGUGAUGUUGUCCAUUCAUUUGAUAUAACACUGGCUUUGGCGUGCUAUUUGAGAUCUCAAACUCACUCAAAGGUGAUAACGUGUCUCGCUGAAUUAGAACAGUUUGAUAAAAUUAUACCCUAUUCUCAAAAAGUGGGUUUUCAGCCAAAUUUUGUUGUAUUGAUAGCUGAUCUCAUGAGAUCUUCUCCUGAUAAAGCAUCUGAAUUCGCUAUCAACUUAUUAAAGUCUCCAGAAACUGCCUCACAACUAGAUUAUGAAAAGAUUGCCGAAAUGUUCUUUUCUCAAAACCACAUUCAGCAGGGUACUUCUUUCUUGUUAGACGCUUUGAAAGGUGACACUCCAGAACAUGGUCACUUACAAACACGUGUUUUAGAAGUUAACCUAAAACAUGCUCCACAAGUUGCAGAUGCUAUCUUAGGAAAUUCAAUCUUUUCUCAUUACGAUAGGAUAACUGUUGCUAAGCUGUGUGAAAAAGCUGGUUUGUACCAAAGUGCCUUACAAAAUUACACAGAUAUAAAGGACAUAAAAAGGUGCAUUACUCAUACUUCUGCUCUACCUGCCGAUUGGUUGGUUGGGUAUUUUGGUAAGUUGAAUGUUCAGCAAUCAUUGGCAUGCUUAAGGGCUUUAAUGGACUCUGAUUUGAAACUUAACAUGCAAAUCAUUGUAAAUGUUGCAAUUAAGUUUUCAGACUUAUUUAGUCCUGAAGUUUUGAUCAAAUUAUUUGAAGACUAUAAGGCCACUGAAGGUUUAUACAAUUACUUAAAGUCCAUUGUCCACUUGACUAACGACCCGGAAAUUGUAUUCAAAUACAUUCAGGCAGCUGUUAAGGUCGGAGAAUUUCAAGAAGUCCAAAAAAUUGUUAAAUCAUCCAAUGUAUAUGAUCCCGAAAAGAUUAGAAACUACCUAAAGGAUAGUGAUUUACCUGAUCAAUUACCAUUGGUUAUCGUCUGUGACAGAUUUGAUUAUGUUCACGAUUUGGUAUUAUAUCUUCAUAAAACCAAAAACAUGAGAUUUAUUGAUAUUUAUGUCCAGCAGAUUAAUCCAUCAAAAACUCCUCAAGUGGUAGCUGGAUUAUUGGAUGUUAAUUGUGACGAACAUACUAUCCAAAAGAUACUAAAAAGUGUUUCUGGACAUUACUCGAUUUCAGAAUUGACAGCUGAGGUCGAGAAGAGGAAUAGAUUAAAAAUGCUUCUACCAAUUUUGGAAGAGGCUCUAGAGAAGGGAACCGAAGAUCAAGCUGUUUACAAUGCUUUGGCUAAAAUAUAUAUUGACUCUAAUAAUUCUCCUGAGAAAUUUUUAAGGGAAAAUGACAAUUAUGAUACUUUGGAUGUUGGAAGAUACUGUGAAAAGAGAGAUCCAUAUUUGGCAUAUAUUGCAUAUGAUAAAGGUGGUAACGAUGAAGACCUAGUCAGAAUUACGAAUGAAAACUCUAUGUACAAGUACCAAGCCAGGUAUUUAUUAAAGCGUUCAGAUUUGGAGUUUUGGAGCUCUGUCUUAGAUGAAGAUGGCGGUCAUAGAAAACAAUUACUUGAGUCUGUGAUUGGUGUUGGUAUCCCAGAACUGACAGAUCCAGAGCCGGUUUCAAUCACCGUUCAGGCCUUCAUGAACGCUGGUUUAAAAUUAGAAUUGAUUGAAUUGUUGGAGAAGAUUAUUCUUGAACCUUCUCCAUUUAAUGAUAAUGCUGCUCUACAGGGCCUACUGAUGUUGUCUGCAGUAAAAUAUGAGCCAUCCAAAGUUACGACCUAUAUUGAGAAGUUAGACAAUUAUGAUGUUGAUGACAUUGCUCCAAUGUGUAUUGAAGCAGGGUUAAAUGAAGAGGCCUUUGAACUUUAUGACAAAAAUGAAAGAUACGAAGAAGCUCUACAAGUUUUAGUUGAAAACAUUAUGUCAUUAGAUAGAGCUGAAUCAUAUGCAGACAAAAUUGAUAAGGCAAGUUUAUGGUCUCAAUUGGGGUGUGCGCAGUUGAAUAAUCGUCGCAUUUCGGAAGCCAUCGAAUCUUACAUAAAAGCAGAAGAUCCUUCUAAUUAUGAGACUGUUAUCAAAGUCGCCGAAGAUUCCGACAAUUACGAGGAUUUAAUACCCUUCCUCAUAAUGUCCAGAAAGUCCUUAAAAGAACCAGUAAUUGAUGGUGCUUUAAUUUUAUCGUAUGCCAAGUUGGAUAAAAUCAAUGAAAUUGAGAAACUAUUGAACAGUAAUAAUGUUGCUGAUCUGGAAGAUGUUGGAGAUACAUUAUCAGAAAUAGGUAAUUUCAAAGCUGCUAAAUUAUGUUACUCUUCGAUUUCAAAUUAUUCCAAACUAGCGACAACAUUGGUUCAUUUGAAAGACUACCAAGCAGCUGUUGAAACUGCUAGAAAGGCUUCUAAUGUUAGAGUUUGGGGUGAAGUUAACAAUGCCUGUAUCAAGAAUAAAGAGUUUAGAUUGGCACAAAUUUGUGGUUUGGAGUUAAUCGUUCAUGCCGAGGAAUUGGAUGAUUUAGUCGUUAAGUAUGAAAAGAAUGGAUAUGUUGAAGAGCUAAUAUCCAUGUUCGAAGCAGGCCUAGCUUUAGAAAGGGCCCAUAUGGGUAUGUUUACGGAAUUGGCUAUAUUAUAUACCAAAUAUGAUCCAUCGAAAACCUACGAACAUUUGAAGUUAUUUUGGUCAAGAAUUAAUAUGCCUAAGGUUAUUAGAGCGACUGAAAAAGCUCACUUAUGGCCUGAAUUGAUAUUCUUGUAUGCACAUUAUGAUGAAUGGGAUAACGCUGCGCUAACAGUAAUUGAAAGAUCCGCUGGUAACUUUGACCAUGAUUACUUCAAAGAGAUCAUUGUCAAGGUCUCCAAUUUAGAGAUUUAUUACAAGGCAAUUAACUUUUAUGUCAAAGAACACCCAGCUUUGUUGGUUGACUUAUUAUCAGCGUUAACACCUAGGUUGGACAUACCAAGGGCUAUUAAGAUCUUUUCAAAAUCAGAUAACUUGCCUUUGAUUAAACCAUUUUUGAUUGGUGUUUUACCAAAAAAUUAUAAAGUUGUUAACGAGGCUUAUCAUGAAUUGAUGAUUGAAGAAGAAAAUUAUAACGCUCUACAAAGUGCUGUUUUAUCUUAUGAUAAAUUUGAUCAACUAGCUUUAGCUGCUGUUUUAGAAAAGCAUGAUUUGAUAUUUUUUAAGAAGAUUGCAGCACUUUUGUACAACAGGAACAAGAAAUGGGAUAAGAGUUUGUCAAUUCUAAAAGCAAACAAAUUAUGGAAGGAAGCGAUUGAAACAGCAGCUCUUUCUCAAACCCAGUCUGUCGCUGAAGGCUUGUUAAAGUAUUUUGUUGAUACUGGAAACAAAGAGGGCUUUGUAGCCUUACUAUACACGGCUUAUAAUCUUAUUCGGUAUGAGUAUGUUUUGGAGGUCGCAUGGUGGAACGGUUUAGAUUCAUUGGUUAAGCCGUAUGAGAUCUCCAUCAAAAAAGAACAAUAUGAUAUCAUUGCAAAACUCUCUGAACAACUCUCUGAAAAUAAAUCAAAGGAUUAUGAAGGUGACAAACCAUUAUUGUUGACGAAUAGUUCUGUUGGGUAUCAUACCACAGGUUUUUGA
This is a messenger RNA of Eremothecium sinecaudum, 4956 nucleotides long. RefSeq names its product clathrin heavy chain (gene CHC1). The transcript has a single exon. Gene Ontology annotation, molecular function: structural molecule activity; clathrin light chain binding. The record is from RefSeq and is a predicted model, not a curated record. Bases 1 to 4956 code for a protein of 1651 amino acids. Gene Ontology annotation, cellular component: actin cortical patch; clathrin complex; clathrin coat of coated pit. NCBI's taxonomy places the organism in Eukaryota, Fungi, Ascomycota, Saccharomycetes, Saccharomycetales, Saccharomycetaceae. Gene Ontology annotation, biological process: receptor-mediated endocytosis; intracellular protein transport; Golgi to endosome transport.